GCGAAAUAUUUCGUUUUCCGGCGGCGAGCUUCUCCGGCACCCCUUUGGCUAGGUCACUCUAGAUUCUGCGGUCCUCCGGUGAUCUAUUCUCUCUCGCAAAAAACUUCGAUCCCUCACACUCAACCGCCGGAGAUGAUCGCUCUGCAACACGAUUGCAGGACAAGGUGGGGCUAUGAGAAUUUAGUGACCCCUUACUUUCUGGAUAAAAGAAGAAGGCGGCGACAAGCACUUGCUUAAUGGAGGACACGAACCCUCGAUAAGUUGCGGUUCGUGGGCUUGAGAUAGCCGGGAGACUCCUCAAUGUGGCGCUCAGUUAGACAUUCUUCUCAUAUCAGUCUAUCUAUUCGCUGUUUAUCCCGGCGCCAGUGGAUCCAUGCUGCCGGAAACCUUCCCCGUCGAAGCUCUGAUCUCUUGCCAGUACUCACCAAAUCUGAACUCGUCGAGCGGAUUUACAGAAUCGUAACCCUCGAGCGCUUCGAGGCCAUUCCCAAGCUUUCUUUUGAUUUAUCUGAAGACAUCCUCGAUGCAGUCCUGGUGGGGCUCCGGCUCAAUCCCACUGCCUGUCUAGGGUUUUUCAGGAUUGUUUCGAAGCAGCCCCAUUUCCAGCCGAAUGCAAAAUCUUAUGGUAAAAUUGUCCACAUUUUAGUGCAUGGGCGGAUGUUUGAUGACGCAAGAGCUUGCUUGAAGGAUUUGCUACAGAAUUACGCUACUGAAUGGUCUGUUUCCUUUGUUUUCAAUGAGAUGCUUCAGGUUUAUAAGGAGUUCAGCUUCUCGUUGAAGACAUUUGAUGUGCUUCUCAAGGAGUAUGCAGAGCAUGGAUUGGUUAUGGAGGCUCUUUUCAUCUUUGAUAAUAUGGGAAGCCAUGGAUGGAAGCCUAGCGCGAGGUCCUGCAAUACUAUGCUCAGUGGUCUGGUUAAAGCUGGGGAACAUAGGACGGCAACUCUGACGUACGAGCAGAUGAUCCGAGCUGGGAUACUACCAGACGCUUUCACUGUUUCUAUAAUGGUCAAUGCUUUCUGCAAGGAUGGAAAGAUAGAAAGAGCUGCAGAAUUCUUAACUUCCAUGAAAAAUAAGGGUUUUGAGGCGAACCUCGUGGCUUAUCAUUCUCUGAUGGACGGUUACUGCACCCUUGGGCAGACUGAACAGGCCAUUGGCGUUCUUAGUUCCAUGAAAAGAGAGGGCAUUUCACCAAACGUUAAAACUUAUACUUUAUUGGUAAAAGGGUACUGCAAAGAGGGCAAGGUAGAGGAGGCUGAGAAAGUCCUCAAGCACAUGAAAUACAUUCUGUGCUUCAAAGCCGAUGAGGUAGUUUACGGUGUUCUUAUUGAUACUUAUUCACAGUUGGGGAAAUUUGAAGAUUCUAUUAGGAUGAAGGAUGAAAUGUUGAAUUCAGGACUAAAGGUGAACACUUUUAUCUACAAUGCAAUGAUUUCUGGUUAUUGCAAAUUUGGAAGGAUAAAAGAAGCUGAGCUUUUGGUCAGUGAGAUGGAAUAUGCAGAUCCCAAACCAGAUUCAUAUAGUUAUAAUACUCUAUUAGAUGGAUACUGCACUAUUGGUCUGAUGGAUAAGGCUUUUGAAAUUUGUAACUUGAUGGAAGCUAAGAGUAUAUGUCUGACCAUUCUAACUUACAAUACCCUCCUCAAAGGUUUUUGUCGCAAAAAUGCCAUCCAUGAUGCUUUGCAAUUAUGGUUUUUGAUGUUGAAAAGGGGAGUGAAGCCUAAUGAGAUUAGCUGCAGCACUCUAUUGAAUGGAUUUUUCAAAACUGGGAAUUUUGAAAAUGCUUUGAAACUUUGGAAUGAUAUGUUGUCCAGGGGAUAUGCAAAAAAUCGAAUCACUUUCAACAUAUUGAUUAAUGGAUUGUGUAAAUUUGGUAGAAUGGAAUAUGCUGAGGAGAUCAUCCGUAAGAUGAAAGAUUGGGGAUGCUUGCCUGAUAGCUUUACUUACCGAAUUCUAAUUGAUGGCUUCUGUAAGAUGGGCGAUAUUGAAAAAGCUUUUAAAAUAAAGGAAUUGAUGCAAGAGUUGGGAUUUUUACCUUCAAUAGAAAUGUUUAAUUGUCUUAUUACCGGGCUUUUCAAAUCAAAGAGACAUGGCAAAGUGGAUGAUCUUAUAGCUGAAAUACAUGCAGAAGAAUUGGUCCCGAACAUUGUGACAUAUGGAGCUCUAAUAUGUGGUUGGUGUGAUGAAAAAAGGAUAAGCAAAGCUUUUGAUUGUUACUUCGAAAUGACCAGGAAGGGUCUGACACCGAAUUUGUUGAUUUGUAGCACCCUUGUAAGUUGUUUAUACAAACAAGAUAAAAUCGGCGAGGCCAAUGCGUUGUUACAGAAACAUGUAGAUUUUCACAUACCUACAAAAUAUGAUUUUUUCCGGAGGACUUGCAAUCUUUCGUUUAACAGAAUUUCAGAUCUCUUUCAUGAAGGUUCAAAUAGAAAAUUUGAGCCUAAUUACAUCAUGUGCAAUGUUGCUAUUGCUGGGAUUUGCAAGUCAGGUAGGAUAGAAGAUGCAAAAAGUUUUAUCAUUUUGUUGUCUAAUAGAGGAUUCUUCCCUGAUAGAUAUACUUAUUCCACCUUAAUUCAUGGAUAUUCCUCACGUGGCAAUGUAAGCGAUGCUUUUUUACUUCGUGAUGAGAUGCUAAAGAAAGGUCUCCUUCCUUCCAUUGUGACGUAUAAUGCGCUCAUUAAUGGCUUGUGUAAGUCUGGAAAUUUGGUGAGAGCUGUGAGGCUUUUCAAUAAGCUUCCUGAGAAGGGUUUCACUCCUAAUUCUAUUACAUUCAACACAAUGAUUGAUGGAUAUUGCAGGGCUGGCAACCUUACAGAAGCCUUUAAAUUCAAACAAAAAAUGGUUGAACAAGGAAUUUGUCCAAAUGUAAUUACAUAUUCAACCCUCAUACAUGGUCUCUGCAAGGAAGGUGAUAUGGAGACAUCAAUCAAGCUUUUGAAUCAAAUGAUUGAGAGUGGCGUCGAUCCUAACUUUGUGACAUAUUGCACGUUAGUUAAUGGUUACAGAAGAUCGAGGAACAUAACUCAGGCUUCCAAGCUUUGCGAGGAGAUGCAUAUUCGUGGUCUUUUUCCAACUUUUGAUUGGAAAGGAACUUUGGAUUUUGCAGGACCUUUACAGAGCGGAAAAGUUAAAAGUUUUCAUAAAGUCUCUGAAUGUGCUGCUGCAUGUUAAUGGCUCUUUAUGAAUCGUGCUUCUGAAGUUUGAAUGGGGUAUUCAUGCUUGAGGCUGACAUCCCGAGCUGUUGUUGUGAAAUGGCAAAAUCUUUGUGGUUGGGAUUGACAUUAUAAAGUUGUCACUUUGAGCAUGCGGGUAUUAAAUUGCCUGAAAAGUGAAAAUAAGGCAGUUUCAGCUUGCUUUAAAGCUGAAGAUCUCAAUCCAGGCUGACGAAUGGAUCUUGAGAUUAUAUUUGUGAUUACUGAUGGAACAUAUUGCAAGCAAAAUGAACGAAAGUUGUCGCUUCGCAUUUUCGGACAUGAGAGCAGGGGAGAUACUUCUGAGAUUCUGAUUGAAGUCAAUUUGGCUGCUCGAUUGUGGCUAUUUUCAUUGAAAAUGAAUGAAUUUGUUGAAGUUAAACCAAACUUGGAGCUACUCAAAGAAAAUGAAACUCAGGAGCAAAUGCAGAAUCCAGAAGUGCUUUGUUAACCCCUUCCCAUUUUGAAGAUGCUCAUGAUGUCUACACAACCACAGCAAAACUAUCUUCACUUCCUCCAUUUUGUACUUUGGGAUGCUACUUGCAGACAGUUUAUACUCAGUUAUCGAAGAAGAAAUAGAUCAUCACACACCGCACAAGUGGCCUCAGGUAGGCAAUGUGCAUCAACUGAUUGGAUCCUUUUACCUUGGUCUUUCCAUUUGUUAAGGAAGAAUCAUAUAAUUAGUAAUGUUGAGCAGAAUGGUUCUCAGGCACUGUAAAACCUACAUAGAGCUCUCCAUUCCGUUGAAGACUCGUUCUUUAAGCUAAACGGGCCGAACCUACACUCUGGCUCGUUUGGGGGUAGCUGUGAAGGCGCGGUGUGGCACGAGAACGCAUUUCUGUGCCGUUUGAGGCGGCGGCGACAACGCGUUGCGUAGACAAUUUUGGCAUUUUGAUGAAAAAGCGAGCUGUGGGAUCGACCCUGCGGUCCGCGUUCGUUCGCGUAAGUAUUACCCGACAACUCUCUUUCUCUCUCUCAGCGUCUCACCUUCCCCCACAACUCCGAAUCCAUCCCGAUGACGACCCAAUGGAGUCGAGCUCCUCCACCGUCGUCAAAGGGGCAGCGACUGACGAGGAAUUUGCUUGCAAAUCCAUCGCCAACAACCGGCUCAUCUCCGACGAAGAUGUUUGAAGCUUUAAGAUGGAGAUCGAGGUCAUCGCGUGGCUUUCCGACCACCUUCAUGUGGUGGACCACAAGGCUG
Phalaenopsis equestris is the source of this 4389-nucleotide messenger RNA. RefSeq names its product putative pentatricopeptide repeat-containing protein At1g19290. The transcript is spliced from 4 exons. Bases 301 to 3168 code for a protein of 955 amino acids. Gene Ontology annotation, molecular function: protein binding. NCBI's taxonomy places the organism in Eukaryota, Viridiplantae, Streptophyta, Magnoliopsida, Asparagales, Orchidaceae. The record is from RefSeq and is a predicted model, not a curated record.